CCCUCUCCCUCGCUCGCUCGCCUGUCUUCAUGUCGUGGAUUGAUGAACGCGAAUCGCGUGUAAGCGCCGCCACCGCCGGGAGUCUGAGGAAUUCGCUGGGCUGUUAGAGGAAAGCUAAGUGAGAGCGCGCUCUACCUACCGACAGUGAGCAGAGCCGCCGCCGCCGAGCCGCAGCCGGCACCGCGCCCCCACCUGCCCAGCCCCCAGCCCAGCAGUCCAGCCCGGGGGAGCCGGCCAGCUUGGGGUUCGGUCCCGGGGGGAGGGGAGUUUCGGGGAUACCGGGCGGGGGAGCGUGAACCAAGGGGAGGGGGCCGCGGGUUUUCAUGUACCCAGCAUGAGCUCCUACUUCGUCAACCCCCUGUUCUCCAAAUACAAAGGCGGCGAGUCCCUGGAACCGGCCUAUUACGACUGCCGGUUCCCUCAGAGCGUGGGCAGGAGCCAUGCGCUGGUGUACGGGCCAGGCGGCUCCGCGCCCGGCUUCCAGCACGCCUCGCACCACGUCCAAGACUUCUUCCACCAUGGCACCUCCGGCAUCUCCAACUCGGGCUACCAGCAGAACCCCUGCUCGCUGAGCUGCCACGGAGACGCCUCCAAAUUCUAUGGCUACGAGGCGCUCCCCAGACAGUCCCUUUAUGGGGCUCAGCAAGAGGCGAGCGUGGUGCAAUAUCCCGACUGUAAAUCCUCCGCCAACACUAACAGUAGCGAAGGACAAGGCCACUUAAAUCAGAACUCGUCUCCCAGCCUCAUGUUUCCAUGGAUGAGACCCCACGCUCCUGGGAGGCGCAGCGGACGACAAACUUACAGCCGGUACCAGACCUUGGAAUUAGAGAAGGAGUUUCUCUUUAAUCCUUAUUUGACACGAAAGCGCCGGAUUGAAGUCUCUCACGCCCUGGGACUGACCGAAAGACAAGUGAAGAUUUGGUUCCAGAAUCGAAGGAUGAAGUGGAAAAAGGAGAACAACAAGGAUAAACUGCCUGGGGCCCGAGACGAAGAGAAGGUGGAGGAAGAAGGGAAUGAGGAAGAGGAGAAAGAAGAAGAGGAAAAGGAAGAAAAUAAGGACUAGGAAAAGAGAAAAUCCCCCCCCCUUAGCAACUCCCUUGAAGUUUCGUUUUAUGGUAGCAGAUAAAUUGAGAAGUUUACGACUGUCAUUUGCUUUUAUAGAGAAUAGAAUGACACUCACAACUCUAACUACCUGUCAGAUAGUUGCAGCUCCGUUUUUAUUACCUUUGGACUUCCCCCGCUCUUUAUGUGUCUGGGGUGGGGGGGCCUGAGACACAGGGAAAAGUUCUGUUCCACUCCACGCUCAGCCCACACUCAGUCCCUGCUGCACUUCUGAGCCCUUCCUGCAUUUCAAGGUCUGCAUCUCCUCACACACCCCCACUGCACUGCUUCUCUGACAUUUAUCUUCCCCUGAAGAUGUAGAAGAUGAUUCCUGGCUUUGCUUGCAUGCUAGGAAUUAGAGUACUGGAUUAAAAAAAAUUAAUGAAAGGAAAGAAGAAAAAAAAAACAGGAAAAGGGGGAAAUGAAAGAAAAAAAGGAAUAAAAGACAGCAAAGAAGAUGCCCUCCCCCACCCCCAGGCUUCUUUCUUAGAAAACCCCCUUGACUUUCUCCAGGAACCUGAUGAAAAUGAAGGAGAUGUGGGGUUCUCUAUCCACCCCCUUCCUGAGGGGUCAACAGGGGCCGGCAAUGGUCUCUAAAAUCCUAUCCACCCAUCCCACGGUCACUUGGGCCCAUGCCUUCCUUGCCUUGCCUUUGCUGUUUGAUUUCUGUUCUUCUGGGCCCAGUUUCAUCUGAGCUGUGUUAGUGUUUGUGCUCAGAAAUCACCAUAAUCAUGAAAAUAAUAUACUGAUAAUAAAUCUUAAACAUACUACCUAAAGGGAACCUGCAAUAAUCUUGGGGAAAAAGAGAGAGAAAAAAAAUCCUAAUACAGGAAAAAAAAAAAAAGAAAGAAAGAAAGAAAAAAGAAAAAAAAGAAAGAAACCUCCAAUGUAUUUUAUCACUACCUAUAGAGAGAAAUUCUGCUUUGAGAGCAUUUGUAAUGCGGUUUUGUUGUCGUUUGUUGCUGCUUAUUUCACUAAGGAAAAACCCCAACAACUGAGACUGCCUAGCCCGCCCGUCUCGUGGCUUUUCUUGUGCUUCUAACCCAGUAGAGUAGGAGUGAGCUGCACUGAAUGUAUAGUUACUCUGUCUUGAAUUCUCUGUUUAUGCAAUGUGCUCGAAAGGAAACAAAUGUUAAAAUAUAUCUAUAAUAAUAAUUUUUGGUCAUUUGUCUUUAUGUCCAGCUAUGAAUGUAGAUUUUGUGUCUUGAAAGCCCUGUUCCUGGUCCAAGUGCUUUGUAUUGUACACGUGAGUCAUAAUAAAAAAAUGAAAGAAGAA
This is a messenger RNA of Meriones unguiculatus (Mongolian gerbil), 2377 nucleotides long. RefSeq names its product homeobox C8 (gene Hoxc8). The coding region runs from base 335 to 1063 and encodes 242 amino acids. Lineage: Eukaryota; Metazoa; Chordata; Mammalia; Rodentia; Muridae. The transcript is spliced from 2 exons. Gene Ontology annotation, cellular component: nucleus. The record is from RefSeq and is a predicted model, not a curated record. Gene Ontology annotation, biological process: regulation of transcription by RNA polymerase II. Gene Ontology annotation, molecular function: DNA-binding transcription factor activity, RNA polymerase II-specific; RNA polymerase II transcription regulatory region sequence-specific DNA binding.